UGUCUGGGGAAAACGGUCGAUAAUUUCGGAAAAAAAAAAAGCAAAAAAAUUAUAUAUAUAUAUAUAUCUCUAAGAUCUGAUCUAACUAAUUUUCUAUAUAUAUACAUAUAUAUAUAUACAUUUUUUCGAUCACGUGUAUUUUAUAUCGCGUUGUUAUAAUCCUUGGAAAAUCUACUGAAACGCGCGAUUUUAUCGGCAAAUAAGUGUCACGUGUUUCUAUUCGAUAGAAAAGUUUCUUCGUGCAAUUAUUCUCCUUCCUUUUCUUUUUUUCUUUUUCCUUAUUUUUUUUUCCGAGUUCUCAAAACAGGAGACACCACCACUUCUCAAACAAUCGUUUCGUCCUUUCGUCGGAUACGAUUAUUAAUUACGAUCGUCGUUUUUGUCGUCGUCGUCAUUGUCAUCGUUGUGUAGUUGUGCGAUUUACGAGAAAGAGAGAGAGAGAAAGAGAGAGAGAGAGAGAGAGAGAGAGAGAGAAAAAUAAAGUAAAAGGAAAAGAAAAAUCGUGUAAAAAUUAUGGGUCAAUCGAUUAACGGAGCUGUUAUCAAUAAUAGUUACCGUGGAUUUAAAAUAUGUCAUCCACGCAUAUUCAAAUUGUAAAGUGGAGCUUUCCUGCUUUUGCUUUGCUCAUUGGCCUUCUCUGGUACAAACGAAGACGCGUAGACCGAGCUGAUCCUGGUGGAAUUAGCACGUUAAACGUGAAAGAGACUAACAAUGAUGUAAAUACUAAGUUAUAUAGUAUUCCUUCAAAUGAAGACUUAAAUCUCUCUGAUUCUGGUAUACAUGCCAAUGAUUCUUUCUCAAGUUUAUUCGUUAAAAGCAUAGAUGAACCCAUUGAUAAUACUGAAGAUAUUAGCGCAAAAGUAGAUAUUUCAAUUAGGAGAUCAGCCACGUCACCUAUUUCUGUGCCAUCAGCAAAAUCAUUAGAGGAUAAUCAAGAUUGGUAUAAGGACGUUGAAACAAUUUCAAAUAUGGAAAUACAAUUGGGAAGUAAUCCUAACAUUAGUAAUUUCGAUGUGAUAGCGAGAAGUAUGGGUGCAACUGCAUAUUCCAAUGAUACCUCUAAUGACAAAAAAAUAGAGAAAAUAUUCAAAGAUAUUCCUGAAGAAAAAGAAUCAAGUAAUGUCCAUGAAAUAACAUCAUCUUCUAUAGAUAAACAAGAGGAGAUAAAUCAUCCGUCUAUUUUCGGCGAAUCGAAGGAACAACUUCAAAAUUAUCCGGCAGAGGAAGAAAAUAAAAAUCAAACACAAGCAUUAUCCGAAAGAGAUUCUGCAAAUUAUAGUCCGGUUUCUGGAGUUUUAGAGGGAAGUGUUACGGAUGAAGCUAGAAGUGAAGGAAGUACAGAUAGUGGAAAAGGUGGAAGCAUCAAAGGACAAAUAAAAGAUGUUUCGUUAUAUUCUGUCUAUGAAUUUUGUAUAUGUCAGAAUUUAGUUGGUAGGCUUAUUGGCCGUCAUGGUAGUUUCUUACAAAACAUAUGUGCAAAAGCUGGCGUUCAUAUAAUGGUAAAACGUCAUCAUACAUUAAGAGAUCAAAAAAUCUGUGUUAUCCAAGGUUCAAUAGAAAACAUUACAAUUGCUUUGGAUAUUAUAAGGCAAAGAUUUCCAGAGAAAAAAUAUCCCUCUGUAACACUCGAACAAAUUUUGCCCGUGGUAAUACCAGAAGAAAUACCUGUACUUCCUGAAUUAACGCAAUUGUCUUUAGUCGAAGGGGUUAAUAACGAUGUUUUGGUGUGUCAUAUAUCAAAACCAAACAGAUUAUUUCUACAUAUUCCUACACACCCGACAUACCCUUCGUUACGACUUUUAGAUGCAAAUAUGACCCAACUAUACAAUUCUACGGAAUCGCCUAUGGUUACAGACGAACUUACAAAAGGAAUGAUCCUUGUUGCUAAUUGGUAUGACAGAUGGGUUAGAGUAUAUGUUGAAGAUCCAGAUCCACGUGGAGAAAUGACUUUAGUACGACUCGUUGACCAUGGUGGUUAUUGGACUUUCCGCAAUGCUAACAUGAGAAAAAUAAGGUCAGAUUUUCUUAGUCUACCUUUUCAAGCGAUUGAAGUAUUUCUCGCUAAUUUACAACCAAAAAAUGGUGAUUGGGAACAAGAGGCAUACAAUAUUGUUGGGCGGAUGUGUUCAGGAAUCAUUGGACAGGCCCAAAUUGUAGCCUAUAUUAAUACAAAUGUGUAUAUUAAUUUUUUCCUUAAUAUUCCAAAACACGGGGUGAUAUCUCUUGCCGAUGAAUUAAUAGCACGUGGAUACGCAGAAUCUGUAUCUUUAGAGUGCCUAGUAUCGGACGAAGAUACAGUUGUUGCUUCGUAGAAGCAUAAAUUAAUUAAGGAAAGCAUACACGUGCUAAUAAGAGUGUAUGGACAUAUGUGAUCGUAUGAUUGUGUUUGAUUAUUUGUGUGAGUGAAUUCAUUUAUAAGUAAAACUUACGAGAGAAACAUUAUUUUAAGUUUAAACAUCUAUAAAUGUAAUAUUUUUUUUUUCUCGUACAUACUUAAAAUAAUGGAUAUGCAUUCUUGUUUAUCUGACAUGAUUUUCUUUCAUGCUCAGCAACGAUGAUAAUGAAUCAGCACUUGUAAUACUCUAUUAUAACAUUUCAUAAUCGAUGAAUCCUACAGCAUUUCGUUACGACAAAAAAAAAAGAAAAAAGGAAAAAAGAAAAAAAAAAAAAGAAAAAAAAAAGAAAACUAACUUAUGAUCAUAAAAAUACUCGCAUUCAAAUUAUAAUACAUCUUUAUCAUACAGAUGCAUAUAAAAGUAAUUUUUCAUAUUCAAUUACAUUAAUGAAAUAUAGAAGUUUUAUGGUUGAAAAUUGCAAAUCUUCAAGGCACGUUUCAUAAUGAUGGUAAAACUUUUACAAAGAUUUCUUGCAAAUUUUAGAAAUCGAUUACAAUUUAAUAUAAAUAAAUAUAUAAAUGUAAGAAUAUCUUUAUGUCUAUCAUGAUUAUGAGAUAUUAUCUUAUUUCGUAAGAACCGAGAUAAUUAUGUGCUCAAUAGUCGAAUUAAAAAUUUAUUAUAUAAUAAUCAGUUUUACUAGUAAAAUUUUGUUAAAAUCUGUAUUAUAUAUAAGAUAUACAUAUUGCAAUUCUUUAUACAGCACUGAGAACAUUUAUAACAGAACAACUUCAUUUUCAUGUCAUUAUAUCUUUAGAUUAUACAAUUUAAAGACUGCUAUAUGAAAACAUACUUAAGAUUGUUCACGUUUGCUUUUUCUAUAAGCUGAUUCUAAUAUCAUCUUGUUUGUAUAUAGUGUAACAUUAUACCUUCAUAUAUAAAAUAUUUAUAAUGUAUCUAUUAUAUAAUAAUAAUGACGGAUAGAUGCCAGCUAAGUCUGUAUGUCAAUGGAAUGACAAAAUCAGAAUAGUUUAAUUUAUUCAUUUUAUAUUUUCCAAAAUAAGUGACGUUUUGUGGCAUUUCAAAGAAUUUAUCGAUUAUGACUUUUAUAUAUAUAUAUAUAUAUAUUUAGAUAAAAAGUUUGUACAAGAAAUCAUUAAUUUGUUGGAACAUAAUGAUUUCAUUGUUCUUCCUUUUUCUUCUUCUUUUUUUUCUUUUUGUUUUUUUUUUUUUUUUUUUUUUUUUUACAUCAUUAUAUAUAGAGUAAAAAUAAGUGCUAUCCUUAUAAGCGAGGACCGCUGUCAAAAAUUGCAUAAUUUUCAUUGCAAUAUACAAAAAAGUAAAUAAUAAUAAUAAUUUUGUCAAUUCAAUUGAUACAUUUUGUGAUUGUAUAAUUUUUUUUUUUUUCCUUUAAUGUCUCGUUACAAUCUCUGCGGAUUAUUCAUUAAUUAAGUUGUCUAAGUAGCUAUUAUGAAAAUACUAAAGACACAUAAUUAAGAAAUAAAAAUUUUUAUCAAUUAAAAUUUUUAAUUGUUAUAACGAUACGAUAUUUUCCAAAUUGAUUUAGUUAUAAUAAUUUUUCACAUAUUAUUGGUGUUUUGCGUUCUAUGACAUAUUAAACAAAUGGACUGCUGCACGAUAAAAAUCUGUAUAAAAAUAAAAAUGAAAAAAAAAAAGAAAGAAGGAAAAAGAAAAUUUAAGAAAAAGUUAAAAAAAAAAAGAAAAAAAAA
Molecule: messenger RNA, 4063 nt
Organism: Vespa mandarinia (Asian giant hornet)
Lineage: Eukaryota; Metazoa; Arthropoda; Insecta; Hymenoptera; Vespidae
Gene: spoon
Product: A-kinase anchor protein spoonbill
Molecular function (GO): RNA binding
Source: RefSeq, a predicted model, not a curated record